UCCAGACCGGGGACCAGCCCUCCCAACGACGACUUGGUGGGACUCGAAAAUCGGUUAACUUUACGUGAUGUCAUAGGAUCGCGUGCCACUCAUACUCACUCAGAAGGUCCUCGUACUCCUCCCCCUCGCAGCCCUAAUAACUCCCGACCUUCUACUUCAACUAGCACGAGUUCAUUCUCGUAUGAGCCGUCUACUAUGGUCCCCUCGAGAUCAAUCAGCGGAGAAGGGACUAUGGGCUCCGACUCGACCCUUCGCCCAGAAGAUAAAGAUAGAAUACUGGAUUUCAUAGGGUCCGGGGAUAAGACUUUGGAUGCCAAAGCGUGGAGUCACCCGAAGCGACGAUCCUCCACCUCUCCCACCGCCGAACCUUCGAUAUCUACAUACGAGCACUCGAGAAGCGCGUCUCAUGACGGCUCCGCUACGAUUGGCACCUUUUCUGACUAUGGCACUGCCGGUCUGUGGUCCACGCCGAUGAAAGAACUGCUCUCUCAAGAAUUGCAAACUCCUACCACGCACCCGCGCCCUCCACUCACUGUCGAUACCAAUUCCGGAACAGCCAUGGCGACGCGCGUGACACAGGCAGAUCCCGCCAAAUUUCCACUUCCGCCAACCUAUGCUGUUCCACGUCAGAGGCCGCGCACACCCAGAGAUCACAAGCGUAGAACGUUCGAAGAUGUCACGUGGGCGCCCCGUCCUCCUGCGGAAGAUGUUUAUAAUCGACUGGAAGAGUUCUUCCCAGGACAUGACUUGGAUAGACCUGUGAUCGAGGCUAGUUCUGGCGGGACUUCGCCGACUGCUGUUGAACAUCCAUCUAUAGCAGCUCCUGCGUUUGACAGAGACAAGGUUCUUGUUAAAGGAAAGAAGUCGAUUCGAAUUGUUGCGGAGGAGCAUAAGAAACGUAUAGAUCGCACAUCAAGGGCCGAGUCUUCGUACAGUAACAUCAACCGGAAACGAAGUACAAAACUUUGGGACAGUCGACUUGUAGAAGUUACGACAUCACAGAGCAAGACUAAUUUGAGCAGAGCUUUACCAGAUUCCCCUUCAGGAGGUCCAAAGCCUAUCUUCAAAUGGGUUCGUGGUGAGCUUAUCGGGAAGGGCACGUAUGGACGCGUGUAUCUGGCACUCAAUGCCACUACCGGUGAAAUGAUCGCUGUCAAACAAGUGGAGAUACCCACAACUGCAAGUGAUAGAAACGACACUCGGCAGGCUAGUCUGGUACAGGCAUUAAAAAUGGAGAGCGAGACUCUCAAAGACCUCGACCACCCCAACAUCGUUCAAUACCUUGGAUUUGAAGAGACUCCAAAUUUCCUGAGCAUUUUCCUGGAGUACGUGCCUGGUGGAUCCAUUGGAAGUUGUCUUCAGAAACAUGGUAAAUUUGACGAGGAAGUCACCAAGUCGUUUACUAGUCAAAUCCUCAGUGGACUGGAGUAUCUGCACUCCAAGAAUAUUCUUCACAGAGAUCUGAAAGCGGAUAAUAUUUUGGUUGAAACAUCUGGAAUUUGCAAAAUCUCAGACUUUGGAAUUUCGAAGCGCACUGACGACAUUAACGGCGGCGCCCACACAGCUAUGCAGGGUACUAUUUUCUGGAUGGCACCUGAGGUUAUCAACACGCCGAAAGGAAAAGGAUACAACUCAAAGAUCGACAUCUGGAGCGUUGGGUGUGUCGUUCUUGAAAUGUGGGCAGGUAAAAGACCAUGGAACGAGGAGGAAGCAGUGGCUGUGAUGCUGAAGCUGUUCAACACGAAACAGCCUCCGCCCGUUCCAGAUGACGUGAUUCUGACCAGCCUCGCUAAAGACUUUAAAGACAAAUGUUUCGCCGUCGAUCCCAAGGAUCGUCCAAGCGCAGCGGAACUCCGAUGUCACCCCUACCUUGAACUCGCUGAAGGCUGGACAUUCAGCGAUUUCAAAUAGGAUUCAUAAAUAAACAAUUUCACCAUCUUCAUCAUCUAACCACUGCCGUUACUUCAUCUACCUUCCACCUUCAUUUUGUUGCAUCAAUUCUCUCUCUCCUUUUUUUUUCUCUUUCAAUUUCUUUGUUACUUGAGGUGGCAUGCCAGUAUAAUUUUGUGUAUGGUAAAUGAUGUAUUCCAUAAUAAUGUACACACAUGUACGUAUCAGGAUUUGAUUCGAAACUUGGAAGCAUGGCAGGCCUGGAUACAUCCUA
Messenger RNA from Serpula lacrymans var. lacrymans S7.9, 2164 nucleotides. RefSeq lists its product as uncharacterized. Gene Ontology annotation, biological process: protein phosphorylation. The record is from RefSeq and is a predicted model, not a curated record. The transcript has 6 exons. Gene Ontology annotation, molecular function: protein kinase activity; ATP binding. Lineage: Eukaryota; Fungi; Basidiomycota; Agaricomycetes; Boletales; Serpulaceae. Bases 196 to 1911 code for a protein of 571 amino acids.